Anneissia japonica is the source of this 657-nucleotide messenger RNA. Its product is annotated as monocarboxylate transporter 10-like. Gene Ontology annotation, biological process: transmembrane transport. Lineage: Eukaryota; Metazoa; Echinodermata; Crinoidea; Comatulida; Comatulidae. The transcript has a single exon. The record is from RefSeq and is a predicted model, not a curated record. Gene Ontology annotation, molecular function: monocarboxylic acid transmembrane transporter activity. The annotation marks the transcript as partial.
UAUCAUUCUAAUUCUUUUAUUUUUCUUUCUUCCAGCUUUAAUUGGGUCUGUUUCCAUUGGUUUGACGUUCUGCUUGUCACCAGUAGCAAGUACAUUGACAGAUAUAUUCGGUUGUCGCAAGACAGGUCUUGUCGGCGGUGUUCUUGCUACCAUUGGAGUUUUUACUAGCUCUUUCGCCACCAAAAUCGGUGGCAUGUACAUUACUUAUGGUUUCAUUAUGGGUACUGGUUUUUCGCUUGCCUAUACGCCUUCACUUGUAAUUCUUAGCCAUUAUUUUAAGAAGAAAAUGGGACUUGUCAACGGAUUAGUUACUACCGGAAGUGCGAUAUUCACUAUUGUUUUACCAAUGGUAAUGCGAACGAUCCAGGAUAAAUAUGGAUUACAAAGAACCUUGCAAUUUCUCGGACUGUUGGUAUCCGUCUUAAUUCCUUGUGCAUGCGUGUAUACACCGCUUAAUGUAAACGAACAAUCGACAGAGAUUUCGGACUCAAAAAGACCUAGAACAAGAAGAAAGAUUGAUUGCACUAUUUGGCGAGUUCGAGACUUCUUGGUUUGGGCAAUAGCAACGCCGGUCAGUUUGUUUGGCUACUUCGUGCCCUUCGUACAUCUGGUAGGUUUUUAUCCCUUGGUUCAAAAUCUGUGGCGUCUAGUUUGAAG